This is a messenger RNA of Etheostoma spectabile (orangethroat darter), 1562 nucleotides long. RefSeq names its product ankyrin repeat domain 29 (gene ankrd29). The transcript is spliced from 10 exons. Lineage: Eukaryota; Metazoa; Chordata; Actinopteri; Perciformes; Percidae. Gene Ontology annotation, molecular function: protein binding. The record is from RefSeq and is a predicted model, not a curated record. Bases 448 to 1209 code for a protein of 253 amino acids.
GACUGCAGAGGUCUGGCUGGGUGUUAUUAUGACCGCGAACCGGCGCCGUCAACACCCAGACGCAGCGCAGCAAAACAGGCAAGUGGCGCUCCGCAUCGUCCCUAAUGAAUGAGUGCGCAGGAAGAACCAUGAGUCACCAGUAAAGGUCUGCAGGAUGUCUUUUAAGAAGGAAACGCCCCUGGCUAAUGCUGUGUUUUGGGCAGCGAGGAAGGGGAACUUGGCUCUACUUCAGCUGCUGCUCAACAGCGGGCGCGUGGACUCGGACUGCAGAGACAGUGUACGGACGCUGCAUGUCCCGGCUGCUCAGCUGCACGCUUUUCCCAUAACCCACCUGUGGUAGGGACACAGAGAGCUUCAAGCCUUUCCUCUGUGGUUGCAUGAUGUGUGUGUACCACCCAUUUUAUGUUUUCGCCCCCAUCAUAAUAAAGGUAUGGAACGACAGCGCUGAUGGUGGCAUCCUACAGCGGCCAUCUUGACUGUGUCAAAGAACUUAUCAUGCACGGAGCGGACAUCAACUACCAGAGAGAUACAGGUUCCACCGCCUUGUUCUUCGCCUCCCAGCAGGGACACAACGACAUUGUGAAACUCCUCUUUGAAUUCGGUGCCUCUACUGAAUUCCAGACUAAGGAUGGUGGCACAGCUCUCACAGUCGCCUCUCAGUACGGACACUCCAAGGUGGUGAGCACCCUGUUGAAGCAUGGAGCCAAUGUUCACGACCAGCUGAAUGACGGUGCCACUCCUCUGUUCCUUGCUGCCCAGGAGGGCCACGUGCAUGUCAUCCGUCAGCUGUUGUCAUCCGGUGCCAAGGUUAACCAAGCCAGGGAGGAUGGCACGUCCGCCCUGUGGAUGGCAGCCCAGAUGGGUCAUGGUGAGGUGGUGAGGGUGCUACUCUUACGUGGUGCAGAUCGGGAUGCUGACAGACAAGAUGGAUCAACUGCGUUAUUCAAAGCCGCUUUAAAGGGACACAACAGUGUCAUCGAGGAGCUUCUCAAGUUUUCUCCGUCAGUUGGCCUUCUCAAGAAUGGCUCCACUGCCCUACAUGCUGCUGUUAUGGGGGGGAAUAUUCGAACUGUUGUGCUGCUGCUCGGGGCCAACGCAGACCCCACACUACCCAACAAGAAUAAUGAACUCCCUGCAGAUCUUACAAAGAGCGAUCGCAUCCUAAAGGUGUUACAUCCAUCUAAAUCAAUCUUAGGUGGAGACAGCUGAUGACCACCCAGACUCCUACCUUCAUGCCUGGCUGUACCACACUGACCAAGUGCACUGAGAGGAGGAAAAAUAACCCAGUGUCUAAAUCUACUCAACUACCACAUACUGUAUACUGUACUGGUGCUUGCUUUUGAUUGGAAUUAAGUCAUAUAUGUUUAAUAAACCUGGACUAAAUAUACAUAUGCACUCAAUGUGCAACCAAAAUGCAUUUGUCUGCCAUGUGCAUCAUCUCCUUUACUCUGUUGGUAUACAGCAUGGGCACUUACUUUUCUUUACCCCAGGUGAUUUCUAGAUAUUUUGCACACUUUUUAUUUGCCUUUUUAAUGAAUGUAAUAAAGUGCCAAUUUGUUAUU